CAACAGUGAUACGUAUUCAUAUCUAUAAUAUUAACUUUAAGCCGUAAACUGUAGUAUAAAUUUUGCGUCCGAAUCACUGYAAAACACAAUGUACGACGAAGAGAUCGACGUAAAGGAUGCUGAAGAUGUCGACAGUGAGUCGUCGGAUAGCAGCAUCGACAAUGACAGCAGUAGAGAUCUGAGGACGCCAAGUGCCAAGCAGCGAAAACUUUUGAUGUCCAGUGGUUCAGGUCGGAGGUCUAGGUCCAGACUUCGAGCCGUGGAUUACGAAGAAGUGGAAGCGGCCGUGAAAGAAGAUCCAGACAAUUUUGACGUGCACGAAGCUCAGAGGGAUUACAAUAAAGACRUCGAACUUCUACACUUAUCUCAAGAUAUUAAAGACGUAUUCAAAUACAUAUCAAUGUACUACCCCCAGAAGACAAAACUUGAGUUCAAAUUGCAGCCGUUCAUACCAGAUUACUUGCCUGCCGUUGGUGACGCCGAUGCGUUUAUUAAAGUGAUUGCACCCGAUCCAACCAUACAGACUGGUCUCGGUCUGGAGUACUUGGACGAGCCAUGCCUAAAUCAAAGCGACCCGUGCCUACUCAACUUACAGCUUCGUGCGUCGUCUUCGUCAUCGUCCAAGUCGUUGGUGGGCUAA
Diuraphis noxia (Russian wheat aphid) is the source of this 640-nucleotide messenger RNA. It is a transcript of the gene IFT46, whose product is annotated as intraflagellar transport 46. Gene Ontology annotation, cellular component: microtubule organizing center; motile cilium; intraciliary transport particle B. Gene Ontology annotation, biological process: intraciliary transport; cilium assembly. Lineage: Eukaryota; Metazoa; Arthropoda; Insecta; Hemiptera; Aphididae. The record is from RefSeq and is a predicted model, not a curated record.